Molecule: messenger RNA, 772 nt
Organism: Micromonas pusilla CCMP1545
Lineage: Eukaryota; Viridiplantae; Chlorophyta; Mamiellophyceae; Mamiellales; Mamiellaceae
Exons: 3
Coding region: 31-672 (213 amino acids)
Biological process (GO): translation; maturation of SSU-rRNA from tricistronic rRNA transcript (SSU-rRNA, 5.8S rRNA, LSU-rRNA)
Cellular component (GO): cytosolic small ribosomal subunit; ribosome
Molecular function (GO): structural constituent of ribosome
Source: RefSeq, a predicted model, not a curated record
CGCAACGUCAGCAGAGAGAAGGAGAAUACCAUGGGUAUCUCUCGCGAUUCUCUCCACAAGCGCCGUGCCACCGGUGGCAAGCAGAAGCCCUGGCGCAAGAAGCGGAAGUACGAGUUGGGCCGCCAGUCCGGCAACACCAAGCUCUCUUCCUCGGUCUCCGUCCGCACCGUGCGAUGCCGCGGCGGCAACAAGAAGUUCCGCGCGAUCCGUCUCGACUCUGGUAACUUCUCAUGGGGCUCCGAGAACACGACGCACAAGACGCGCAUCCUGGACGUAAACUACAACGCGUCGAACAACGAGCUCGUGCGCACGAAGACGCUCGUGAAGAACGCGGUCGUGCAGGUGGACGCCGCGCCGUUCCGUGCGUGGUACCAGCAGCACUACGGCAAGAAGAUUGGCAUCAAGGAGAAGAACGGGGAGAAGGUUGAGGCGGAGGACAUCGACGAGAAGCGAUCCAACACCCUGAAGCGCAAGCUUCGCGACCGCAACAACAAGCACGCCGUCCCCGCGAACGUGGACACGCAGUUCUCCACGGGUCGUCUCUACGCGCUCGUCACGUCCCGCCCGGGGCAGUGCGGUCGGUGCGACGGGUACAUCCUCGAGGGGAAGGAGCUCGACUUUUACGUCAAGAAGAUGCAAAAGAAGAAGCACGCGACGAAGGAGACGGCUUAAGUUCGUCUUCUUCCGUGGGUGUGGUGAUUGUGUGGUGGGGCGUACUUAGCACUCGCUCGGGUGUGUAAUCGGAGAGGAACGAGCAACCGAAAACUAUCAU